AUGAGAGAUUGUGUGACCGGGAAACAGACGACUCACGAUCAUGUCAGGAACACGCAGCUAUUGGAUAUCACACGGGCUGCCGCCUUCUUCAAACGAAACUGCUCGAAGUGCAUGCUUUAUCGGCGUAGCAACGCAAACGACACAGGGAGCAUCGUCAAGAAGUCGAUGCACGAGUGCCAGCGGUCGGAGCUCAACACCUCUUCGCACGUAGAUGAUCGAGCCAGAAUCACCACCUUGAGCAACACGCUCCAUGGCACCUUGACCCGGAUCCAGGGUGAAAAAGUACUGGUUUGCGUAGAGAGGCUCACCGGCUGGUACAUUCUCGCUCAAUUCGCCAACAUCACGGACGUGUGUUGGACCGGGCACGACCUCUCGAACGCAGCCAAUGCCAGCGAGCAGUGUGAUCGGUACGCCAAAGCCAACAGGGCCCGACGUGCGACCAAAUAG
Messenger RNA from Monosiga brevicollis MX1, 447 nucleotides. RefSeq lists its product as uncharacterized. The transcript has a single exon. Bases 1 to 447 code for a protein of 148 amino acids. The record is from RefSeq and is a predicted model, not a curated record. NCBI's taxonomy places the organism in Eukaryota, Choanoflagellata, Craspedida, Salpingoecidae.